This is a messenger RNA of Diaporthe batatas, 1917 nucleotides long. RefSeq lists its product as uncharacterized. The record is from RefSeq and is a predicted model, not a curated record. The transcript has 2 exons. NCBI's taxonomy places the organism in Eukaryota, Fungi, Ascomycota, Sordariomycetes, Diaporthales, Diaporthaceae. The coding region runs from base 61 to 1917 and encodes 618 amino acids.
ACUGAAAUCUUGAUGACGUCCUUAUCUUCGAAUACCCAGCCUAUUUACUCAAUCUGACUCAUGAAAAUGUGCAACUCGACGACAACUCGCAUGCCAGAAAGGGAACGAUGGUUCGACGAGAAACUGAGAAACAAAAAUUACAACUAUUUUGGAGACGCUUACGAUGAUAGCAAAUAUCAUGAGCUUGCGCGUGAGUGGAACAAGGAAACGCAGGACGGCCAGGACUACCUUCGAUUCGUUAAACAGGCAUCGAAGACGCAAUGGAUCCAUCUCAGACUUCUAGCAGACUUCAUGCAGAUUGGCAAAAUGCCCCGGGAAUGGAAGAAGGACAAAGAUCUGUCAGGACCCACCAAGGACAAUAUCAAGAUUCGCGUACUAGAGUACUUCGCGGACGACCAGAACACGGAGGUGAUGCAUUGUAUCGAUACAGCCCAGUGCAAACGCCAUUCCGAGACUGAGAGUUUGGAAGGUCAAAUUGAAGCAAGGACUACCAACGGAGCAUCCUUCCGCCUGUACGUUGUGGAAGAUCUUUCGGCAGAAGUAAUUGAGCUUUUGGGUACAAAGUUUGGAAUCGAGCCAGAUUUCUUCCGAGCUCACAUUGUCGACUACGCGUGGUACAAUAUCCGCGAUCGCUGGAGAGACAACCAGCCAUUAGAGCUGGUCAGAAGGCGGCGGAAUUGGUGGCAGAUGCGUUAUGUCGCGGCAAGGUACUUCGAGAACGAGGGCGACCUGAAUGACGCCGCAACAGAGGCCAAGGAGAGCUUCAACAUUCUUCGACGUCCAGACAACGAUAAAAGCAGAGGUUGGUGGGAUAUAGUAUCUGGGCCUUCAAGCUCCGGUGGUCCAUGCAGGUCAGCUGCUGUCGCCCUGACUCGUUCCAGAGCAACGUUCUGGUUGAAGCCAAAUGCCAGCGACAAAGAAACAGCAAUAGGGGUGCUUCUUCUCGACCCAACCGUCUCCAAUGGUUUCCCCCUGUGGCGUGGCCACGGGAAUUUCCACCCGGUCCCCUGGCCUUCGGCAAUUCAAGAUAAGCCAUCCGAGUGGCCUAGCUGGACAAGUCCCAGUCAUGAAGAUUCUUGCAAGAGGAGCUUUUUUGAAGACUUUGUCUACUGGGCGCGGCGACCAGGGCUUUCUGCUUUGGGGCUAGAAGAGGCGCCCAGAGAACACAUACCGGUCUUGGUGCUGCUCAAUCUGGUCGGCUCUGAAUGGCUUAUCAUGUGCGAAUACAUUAAGACACGGCUGAAUCAGAUCGAUAUGGAGACUAUCGACCCGAACCAUCUUUCCGACAAGAAGCUCAUAGACACGACUUUGGAAAAGUUACACAUAUGGCGACGACUAAUACCGCUCUACCGUGAGAUGGUAGCGGAGACCCUUCAGCAUUUCUUCGGCUUGAGUCGCUCCAAACUCAACAUGACCCAGUCCCAAGAUCCUUCAGGUCAGUCGGCAACUACUGGCUGUCCGAAUUGCUCCCAGACGGCGGCAUCACUGAAGAUGUGUGACAUCAAGGUCUACGAGGAAGACUACAAGCUGGUCCUGGCACACCUUGAAGAGUACCAAUCACGGAUAGAUCGACUCACCUCUGUCGUUACGGCUGUCAUGGCCGUCGAAGACACGCGAAGAGCCAUCACAGACGCUCGAAACAUAGGCUUUCUCACCUGGCUAGCAACAUUCUUUAUUCCCUUUGGCGUCUUUUCCGGCAUUUUCAGCAUGCAGAAGCGCGAGGAUAUGAGCAUCGACACCAUUCAACUGUACUUUGCGGUCACUUUGCCCUUUGUUGUUGUCACUUUAGUGAUUGCGUGGACACUGCACUCUUCUACUGCGGCCAUUUGGUUUAACCAGAGAUAUGCAAGUAUCAUAGCCUUGUUCAAGAGAAACACCAAUCGUCGAGUCCAGGGACAGCAUAAAGAAACAGAAUAG